AUGACAGGGAGCGUGGAUGAGCAGGUGGGCGCGUCGCAGGCCAGCAGCACUAUUACGGAAGAUGAAAAGGAGGUGUACGAUCGGCAGAUACGUCUGUGGGGACUGGAAGCGCAGAACAGGCUGCGAAAUUCUACGGUGUUGAUUGCUGGCCUCUCAGGCUGCGGGGGCGAAGUAGCGAAAAAUCUGGUGCUGGCAGGCUUGAAAUCCCUGACUUUACUCGACAGUCAUAACGUAAGUGAAACUUUUUUGCGAUUUCCGCUUUCUGUUAUGGCGCUUCCUCUGGGCUCCCUUGAUGAAUUCGUUGCUGCUGCCAAGAUGCCGUUGUGUGAUUAUCACUAG
Gongylonema pulchrum is the source of this 339-nucleotide messenger RNA. The record is from the annotation of a GenBank genome assembly. Lineage: Eukaryota; Metazoa; Nematoda; Chromadorea; Rhabditida; Gongylonematidae.